AUGUGGUGUCUCAGGAGGAGCCUUCUGCGCCUGGGUCUGCUUCAACGGCCCUUCUUGGUCACCGGUUCCCUCUGCUGCGUCGUGCUCCUGCUAUAUUCCUUCAGCGACCACGGGCCACGCAACGUAACCACACCGGUGUCUCUCGAUACGGUGACGGAACCGCCAGUCGCUCUUGCGAACGUGGAAGAUUUGCGGAUUUUCGCAUUCAACCUCAACAAGAGGCAGCAGGUGCACCACGAGGAGAAGUUUGGCGCCACCCUGGAGCCCUCGGAUCCGGUGAUAGUUGUGCAGGUGCACAACAGGUGGCGCUACCUGCAGUACCUGCUGCAAAGCCUGUCCGCAGUGCGCGGCAUCGAGCGAGCGUUGAUCGUGUUCAGCCACGACUACUACGAUGCGCACAUGCUCGAGCUGCCCGAGAAUGUCACCUUCUGCAGGGUGAUGCAGAUAUUUUUCCCCUACUCCACUCAACUUUAUCCUCACGAGUUUCCAGGCGUCCACCCGAACGAUUGCCCGAGGAACAUUCAUUACGAACAGGCUCGUAAGAUAAAGUGUAACAACGCUGAAUAUCCCGACCAGUACGGCCACUACAGGGAGAGCAAGUUCACCCAGAUCAAGCACCACUGGUGGUGGAAGCUCAACGUCGUAAUGGAGAGCCUGAACGUGACGCGCAACCACGAGGGCCCCAUCACGCUGCUCGAGGAAGACUACUACGUGGCCCCGGACUACCUCGACGCCGUCCGGUUACUCCUCUCCAAAAGGCGCGCCUUUUGUGGUGAGAACACCUGCCUUUGCAUGGUUGGAAACAACGACUACGCUAACAAGAAGUUACUCACCGAUGCCGUGUUCUGCGUGCACGACGACUACAACUGGGACCUGACUCUGACAGCUGUGGCGAGCAGCUGUCUUCCCGCCGGCAGUCGCACCGUGAGCUUGAGGGUCAGCAGGGUAUUCCACAUUGGAGAGUGCGGCGUCCACAGGCGUCCCAAAAAGUGCCAAGAAGUGCUCCUCCGCAAGGCUCUGCGCGUGAUUCCCAAGGAAGGGUUCGGUUCUGAGCGCAUGCGCAAUCUGCGAUCCAUCCCUCCACGCGUAAUACGGCUGCCCAAG
Messenger RNA from Rhipicephalus microplus (southern cattle tick), 1104 nucleotides. RefSeq names its product alpha-1,6-mannosyl-glycoprotein 2-beta-N-acetylglucosaminyltransferase. Lineage: Eukaryota; Metazoa; Arthropoda; Arachnida; Ixodida; Ixodidae. Gene Ontology annotation, cellular component: Golgi membrane; Golgi stack. The record is from RefSeq and is a predicted model, not a curated record. Gene Ontology annotation, molecular function: alpha-1,6-mannosylglycoprotein 2-beta-N-acetylglucosaminyltransferase activity. Gene Ontology annotation, biological process: oligosaccharide biosynthetic process; protein N-linked glycosylation.